AGAACAAACAUGUAGAAUCAAGAGGUCUAGCAAAGAUUUACUAUGAACUAGGCUCGCUCUAUCGAUCCACUGGUUCCAAAAUGAAGGGUCUAGCCUGUUUACAAAGGAGUGUUCAUCUGUUUGAAAAAUUUACUGAUGCAAGUGGAAAGGACUCUUCGCUAGCAUACAGUUUAGCUUUGAUAGCUUCUGCUUACUAUGAGGACGCAGAAUAUCCUGCUGCGCUACUGAAUUUCAAGAGAGCAUUGCACCUGCUUCCGGAAGAACAGACAUUAAGGAAAGUGAAGUACAGUAGAAAUUUGGGUCAGGUCUUACUAAAGGUGGCACAAGUACAGGAAGCAGUCGACACAAUCAUUACAUCCAUGGAACUCUUGGAAAGUGUGCCAGAUGAAGAUCGGGGAAACGCCCAAGUGGAAGACUUUGAAGCUUCUCUCGGGGCAGCUCUCGCGGCAGCCGGUCAAUUCUCUCUCGCAAAUGUGUACUUUGAGAGAGCCCAUGCGAAGUAUUCACUAUAUGGAGAAGACAGCGCCCUCCCCGCUGUUGAAGGUGGUAUGCGCAUUGGUGUCUACCUUGAAUGCGCCAGCCUCGUUCGCCAAGGCAAACUAGAGGAAGCGCGAGAAAUACUGGAAGGAUCAGAAGAAGAUCCAGGUGACCCAGAUCUAUACCGUAUGCUCGCGAACACGACUCACAAACUGGAAGGACUAGCUCAAACUACUCAGUUCCUUGAGACAGUUGUCUACCUUGAUCCCAAAGAUCACAGAAGUAGACGCAGCUUGGCACGCAUGUACCAUGUGCAAGCAAGACUGUCAGAGGCGUGCGGUCACGCUGAACUCUCCUCUAAAAUGAGUAAGCAAGCUAAUGACGAGUAUCACCUGGUCAUGCGCGACACACGUGAUUUGUCGGUGAUGACAGAGUUCGGGAACUUUCUCUACCUCAGCAGGAGGUGGGAAGAAGCCGUGUCCGUCCUUCGUCAGGCUGUCGCAGAGGACUGUAAUGUGGGUUCCUCACCCGACAUGACGUACGGACGUCUGGACAUGGCGGCGAUGCCAGAAGAGCUAAAAGGCGAGAUGAAAAACCAGAAAGAAGGGAAGCUUCGCGUUCCGUAUAGACAUCUUGCGUACUUACUUCUCAUCAGGGCAUUUCUGGAAUCUGAAAACCAAGCAGGAGUCAUUGACAUCGUUCAAGUAUUUGGACGUGAAGUUCAAGAUAACGCAAACAGUUCUAUGAUUUCCUGGUCCCUCCUUGGUUAUGCUCUCUGGCGAAUCGGACGCCAUCUUGAGGCAAGUGCAGCAUUCAGAAGAGGGUCAAUCCGCAUGGAAGAGACUUCUGACUUUGACCUUACGGUGAACAAUUGGGCAGCCUGUGUCAUCUGUGCAAUUCUGUCCAAACUGCAAAUCUAGCAGCAUCAAUUUGACUGUAGCUGGAACAAGAGCAUGAGAUUUUGGAAGUUUUUAGGCUAGGGUUAUCAUUAACGGGGGUUAUUAUUUCUGGAACGAGCUAGGAGAUUGAAUAACAUACUUGAAUCGGGACUUGGCCUUGGAUAGAAACUGUGCAGGGUUGACUCAUGCAGUCCUCGGAUGUUUGCUUCAUGUGAGAUUCUAAUGAACUUCAAGUCAUCACAUUCCAUCAGUUGAGAGUCUUUUUUGACCUCUUUUUAAUGUGACCUGUCAUUAAUAUCCUGUCAUGUGACCCUACGAAAUGUCAGCCUACACUGUGCAGAUGUGAAUACAUACAAAACCCCUCUUCCGUGUCAGCCACCCAAAACAAUACGUCCGCCAAGAAAGUAAUAAUUACACCACAUAAUAAAUGAAAGGAGCUUACUUGCCAAAGACCCGUUUGGAAAAUAGAAGUACUAUUCAUACAUAUGCACAUAACAACGAUGCAAUAUUGUUCAAAUGACACCAUAAUGCAACUGCUACAUUUCCUAGUAAAACGUUAAACUUUAUUCCAACACACAAUUUACAGAGAUCAAAUUUUUAGCGACCACUGUCGCCUUCA
Branchiostoma belcheri (Belcher's lancelet) is the source of this 1995-nucleotide messenger RNA. RefSeq lists its product as uncharacterized. The record is from RefSeq and is a predicted model, not a curated record. The transcript has a single exon. Gene Ontology annotation, molecular function: protein binding. The coding region runs from base 81 to 1397 and encodes 438 amino acids. NCBI's taxonomy places the organism in Eukaryota, Metazoa, Chordata, Leptocardii, Amphioxiformes, Branchiostomatidae.